AUGGUAGACAAGAGGGAUAUCGAGAAAACGGCAACGGAUACUGCUCGUGAUUCAGUCGACCUUGAAAAACAAGCAACACACAGCUACUCUCCGCCGCAUUAUUCGCACGAGAAGGACCCCCACCAGCCAAAGCUCCCCUUAAGUCAGCGGCUGUACCACUUCACGUGGGCAUGGUAUACAUUGACCAUGAGCACUGGUGGCUUCGCAACACUAAUUUCCAUUCAGCCUCAUGCAUUUCCUGGUCUUAUUACCAUCGGUGCAAUAUUCUACGCCCUCAAUCUUAUAAUUUUUACGGUUCUCUGCUCGGCGAUGAUCCUUCGCUUCACGAAAUUUCCGGGAUCUCUCAAGGAAUCUCUCAAGCACGAACGAGAAGGCCUCUUCUUCCCCACAUUUUGGCUAUCCGUUGCUACUAUCAUCACCAGCACACAAGAGUACGUCGUUGCGUCUUACGAUGCGCAGCAUCAGAUGCGAGGGUGGCUGACAACCACUAUGGCUAUUGCAUUUUGGGCAUACGCAAGCUGCACCUUCGCGCUCGCUGUAUUCCACUACACUUUCCUAUUCAUUGGACAUACAUACAUGCUCCAGAAGAUGAUGCCCUCCUGGCUGUUACCGAUCUUCCCCGUCAUGCUUGCCGGCACCAUUGCCUCUGUUGUUGCGGCUGAUCAGCCGAUACAAUCUAGAAUGUCCAUACUCGCCGCAGGAAUGGGUUGCCAAGGCCUUGGGUUUACCGUCGCCAUUUUCAUGUAUGCUCAUUACAUCGGUCGUCUUAUGCAGGCUGGUCUUCCAAAUCGCGAGCAUCGACCCGCCAUGUUCAUUGGGGUUGGCCCACCUUCAUUUUCAUGUCUUGCCUUUAUUGGAAUGGCAAACUCUCUCCCUGAAGACUUUAACUUCGAUGGAGAUAAAUCGCUCGAUGGGGCCAUGUUGCGCGCCCUUGCACUCGUAGCGGCGUUGUUCCUCUGGGUAUUGGCUCUGUGGUUUUUCAUGAUUGCUUUCGUUGCUGUUCUCAAUUCUCCGCCAAAGUAUUUCCACUUGGGAUGGUGGGCCAUGGUGUUCCCGAACACCGGAUUCGUUAUCGCGACCAUCUCCAUCGGCAACAGCUUACAGGAUGAAGUGAUUCUCUUCAUCGGUAAUGGAUUGACAAUCGCUAUCACAUUAGUGUGGGCGUUUGUGCUGUACCAAAACCUCAGAGCUGUUUGGAUUGCGGACAUCAUGUACCCUGGAAGAGAUGAGGAUGUGGAGGACUGA
This is a messenger RNA of Lindgomyces ingoldianus, 1245 nucleotides long. RefSeq lists its product as uncharacterized. Gene Ontology annotation, biological process: malate transmembrane transport. Gene Ontology annotation, molecular function: malate transmembrane transporter activity. The transcript is spliced from 2 exons. Lineage: Eukaryota; Fungi; Ascomycota; Dothideomycetes; Pleosporales; Lindgomycetaceae. Gene Ontology annotation, cellular component: membrane. The coding region runs from base 1 to 1245 and encodes 414 amino acids. The record is from RefSeq and is a predicted model, not a curated record.